Owenia fusiformis is the source of this 1724-nucleotide messenger RNA. NCBI's taxonomy places the organism in Eukaryota, Metazoa, Annelida, Polychaeta, Sabellida, Oweniidae. The record is from the annotation of a GenBank genome assembly.
AAAAGCUUCCGGUUUCAAUGGCGUCGGACGUGAAAUCAACAGCUCCGCUUAGCGGGGAGGAUUUAGCCAAUAUUGAGCAAACGCUUCAGCUGCUGACUGAAGGCCCGAGAGCGGACGUGAUAGAAGAGUUAGAUCGAGAGCUUGAGGAAGAUGAGUGCGAUGUUCUCAGGGAUUAUCUGUUCCAAAAGGGGAAGGUAAAAGUAUCUGAGUUAUGUGAUAAUCUCUAUGGCGUACUUGCUGAUCGAGAGGAAGAUCAGGUUCCUAUAAACUUACAACCAAAGCUGCGAAAAGGAAAAAAUAGAAAGGUCACGCUUUUGAAUGAUAUUUCGGAUCUAUAUCUGUUCAUAACGGAUAACAAAAGCUUCCCCAGAUCUAUACUCAGUACAAACAGUUUCCUACCCGAUGUCAUCGGCAAUAAGGAAUUGCGUCAAAAUGCGUAUCGCAACGAGCGUAAUGCAACAGUGGAUAUAAACAUAACAAUGCUAACCCAGCGAGUUGUGGAACUUGAAGCAGAUAGAGAUAGCCAUAAAAAGGAGAUAAAGGACUUGAAAGAUGAGGUAGGAACGCUAUUUUCGAAACUUUCUAAACUUCAGGUCGAUGUGACCAAUUUCGUCAAAACAUGUACUUGUACAUGUAAACAAUCCGAGGUGCCAGUAACUGGUACUCUGCCAAAACCCCUGAUCCAAGCCAAUUCCAAGCCACAAACAAUCCCAAUUAGUAAGGCGACUACUCUUGAGGAAAUAGUGAGUGAACAACAACAAAUGCUCGAGUUUGCCAAACAACGCGUUAAUGAAGUCAAUAAUGCCAAAGUCUCCAAGUCCAGGACUGUUAAUCCCGAAACAAGCGACUCGUUUUUGUCGCUUAAUGAAACUGUUAUCAAUACAUGUGUAACGGGUGCCAGCACGCCUAAUAAACCCGCAUCAUCUGUUAAAGCAAAAGACCAUGGUUAUUCUAAGAUUGAUCAUCCGACCCCAGCAAUAGCGCCCGAUCCACAUAAUACAUAUAUUAUUACCGAUUCAACGCCCAUCGAAGUCCCAGGAACCAACAAGAUCUCUUCCCAGUCCAAGACAAUCAAAGAAACCCCUUCAACGUUCAGUGAAGUGUUAACUUCGCCAUCUAAUGUAUCGGACAAUGCCAGUCAAUUACCAGGGAAAGAAUGGAUGGUAUGGGCAAGCAAUCAAACGUAUAAAAAACAGAAAAUUGCCGCAAAAUCUGCUCACGUCUCACCACCUACUCAACCAGCCCCACAAUCACAAAACGCAAGAGCUCUACGAGGUGCACCUGUAGACAAUAAUGUCUACUCCAAGAGAACUAUAAAAGGAAAACAGUUUGAACGCUAUAAAUAUCUCUAUUUGGAAAAUGUUUUUCAAGAUGAACACGACACUGAUGAUGACAUCUGUGAUGAUGUCAUAAAAUUUGGCUAUGAACACGGUGUUAAGAUAAUGUACUGUCAUGUGGUCCACAAUAGAAUGUCUUAUACCCAUGUGGGAUGUAAAAUUGCUGUAGUGGAGUCCAACUUUCAACAGACUAUGAUUAUUGAUUGGCCAGAUCCUAUUGUUUGUAGGGAAUGGCAAAACUGGAAUGAAUAUCGAAGGAUUAGAGGUGGAACUUUUAAUGCCUAUGAUCAAUAAGUCAAUAAACGCUAAAUAUCAAAAAAUCACAAUGAAACACCUGAUCAUUCUAUACUGUAUAUUAAUAAUGGUAAUUUUUACCCAAUGGAAUGC